AAUGUUGACAACAUGCGCAGAACGCAAUGCUCACUCCAGAGAUAUUUACUCUAUGACGGAGUGUCGCGACUGUUAUUGUUAUACACCUUUGUUUUGUUUGUAAACAUGGUAGCGUGGAAAAGCAGAAACAUAGUAUUAUCAAAGAAAAUGUGUGGGUUAUGUUGGUGGCAACAUUUAUUACUGAGAAACGAGUGAGAUUUUAUAGUUUCCACGUCGAAAACUUGGGAAUUUUUAUAGUGUGCAAAAGUUAUUGCAAUGUUAAGCGGACAAGUAAAUUGUGCAAGGCUAACUCGUGCCUUAAAAACGGUAUUUAAGUUAACGCAAAGUGUUAAAAGACAGUUUUCUGAAAAUGCUGCGGCUUCGACUACAGUGUUUCAAGAGUCAAGACAUUUAGAAGAUUCUUCACACGACAAGUGUGAAGAAACGAAAUUAGUGAAAGUUGCUAUUAUCGGUGCACCCAAUGCUGGUAAAAGCAGUUUAAUCAAUCAGUUGACUGGCAGAAUGCUGUGUCCUGUAUCCAAGAAAGUGCACACAACAAGAUGUCGUGCUCGGGCUGUAUCAAUUCAAGACACCACUCAAAUAAUAUUUCUUGAUACACCUGGAUUGGUUACAGCUACAGAGAUGCAAAGGUUCAAUUUAGAAGAGUCAUUUCUACAAGAUAGUGAACUUGCAUUAAUGGAGGCAGACUUACUUGGAGUCAUACAUGAUGUUAGCAACCGUUGGACAUCUGGAUCCCUAGAUGCCAAAGUAUUGCGAUUACUUGAGCUAUAUCCCGAGAAAUCGUCGUUUUUGGUUCUUAAUAAGGUAGAUCUUGUGAAAAACAAACGAAAAUUGCUGGAGUUAGUGAAUGUGCUGACAGAUUACAAUCUGAGGAAAGAGACGAGGAAUCCAAAGAAAACCAAACAACUUUCUGAAACUAGAGUCAAAGACAUUGUGAAAGAGAAAUCAGGAUGGGGAAACUUCAGUGAGGUGUUCAUAGUCUCAGCACUUAGUGGAGACGGAGUUGAUAAAAUUAUGGACCAUAUUUUGAUGGCAGCUAAACCAGGAAAAUGGCUGUAUGCACCUUCACACAUGUCUGAUGUUUCGCCCAAUAAAUUAAUAGCACGGACAGUGAAAGCUAAACUGCUUGAGCACUUCCCUCAAGAAGUUCCGUAUAAUCUCAAAACAACAGUGGAAUAUUUAGAUGACAGUAACUCUGAUUUGAUAACAGCAGUAGUGGGAGUAUAUUGCCCAACAGCUCGAAUUCAGAAGCUUGUUAUUGGAACUAAAGGAAGAAAAAUCCAGAUGGUUGCAAGGGAAGCAGAAGUGGACUUGAGAAAUGCAUUUCAUCGAAGUGUUCACCUUAAAAUUGCUGUAUCAUCUCCAAAGAAAUAAAUGUAUUGAGUCGUUUACAAAA
Schistocerca nitens (vagrant locust) is the source of this 1396-nucleotide messenger RNA. Its product is annotated as GTPase Era, mitochondrial. The transcript has 6 exons. The record is from RefSeq and is a predicted model, not a curated record. Gene Ontology annotation, cellular component: mitochondrial matrix. Gene Ontology annotation, molecular function: rRNA binding; ribosomal small subunit binding; GTP binding. Bases 256 to 1374 code for a protein of 372 amino acids. Gene Ontology annotation, biological process: ribosomal small subunit assembly. NCBI's taxonomy places the organism in Eukaryota, Metazoa, Arthropoda, Insecta, Orthoptera, Acrididae.